This is a messenger RNA of Caenorhabditis bovis, 513 nucleotides long. The record is from the annotation of a GenBank genome assembly. NCBI's taxonomy places the organism in Eukaryota, Metazoa, Nematoda, Chromadorea, Rhabditida, Rhabditidae.
AUGAGCAGCUCGGCUAGCGUCAUGUCGGCGACAUCGACGAGCUUCUUCGUGCACAACGAGUUGGAUGAGAAGCCGUCGUCCAACUUCUCAUGGCCGCCGGGACAGGUGUUCCCGUUCGAACCGCUGCCACCGUAUCCGGCCGGGCCGAAUCUAUCGAAAGUGAGAUACCCGAAAGAAGUCACAUGCCCAAGAUAUGAAUGUCCGCAUUGUGAGGAACAGUUCCUGUUUCACUCAUUGAACGGACUUGUCACAUGCCCAUUUUGCUAUUCUUCGAUCGCAAUUGGGGAAUAUAACCACAAGCAAAUGAUCAUCCAUUUCCUAUUUGCCGCAAUUCUGUUCGCCUCAUCGGUGAGCUUGACCAUCGUGAUCCUCACCGUUGCCAAAGAGCAAGUCUACCUAUGCAUUCCGGCCGUGCUCAUCUUUUUCACCGCCAUCAUCUUCUUCACCAAAGCGUUGCAAUCGAAAAACAGCUACGAGGAGGCGAAAAUUCUGAUUGAGGACAUGGAGAAAUGA